UUCCCCAACAAGAGUCGGUGAAAACCCCACUCCUUCAUUUAAGAAAGUAUUUAUCAUCAAAUUCUUGUUUCAAACCUUAGUUAAUUCUUGAUCGUGUCAUGUUCUUCCAGAAACCCGGAAUUCUGAAUUCUUGGUGCUACUAUGAUGGAUUUCACGACGAAUAAUGAGAGGAGGCAGGUAAGUGUUGAAGAAGAAAAUGGAAUGGGUAAGUUGCCAGAGCAUGUGAUGGACUCAAUCUUAGAGCGGCUUCCACUCCAAGAUAUCAUAAGGACAAGCAUUCUUUCAAAAAAGUGGAGGUACAAAUGGACCACAAUGAAGGCAGUGGUUUUUGAUGAGCAAAUUUCCAACAAGUUGGCCGAAAAUGGAGCGUUUGGUAGACAUGGGUUUACAAGGGUCAUAAACCAAGUCUUGCUCCUUCACAAGGGUUCUUCUAUCUCUAAGUUUUAUUUAUAUAUACCCAACAUGUUCCUUGAUAGCUUCCAAGAAGUUGAUCAGUGGAUAUUCUUCUUAUCAACAAAAGGUGUAGAGGAUCUCACUAUUGCUAACUCAAUUCAACUUUAUCAACUUCCAUCUUGCCUGUUCUCUUGUCUUGAGCUGAGAAAGUUGGAACUUGGUAAAUGUAUCUUCAAGCCACCACUUCAGUUUGAAGGAUUUCCCUAUCUCGAAAGUCUCACUCUCAAUAACAUUGAUUUUACGACGACUGACGUAGUGAUCAACUUACCACAUCUUACUAAGUUAAUCUUGCGUUAUUGUACCAAUGUAUACAAUCUUAAAAUCAAGGCCACUAAAUUACUGAAUUUGGUUGUCAUCGGUUGCCCUGAUGUCAUGUUUCUUGAGUUAUUGCAUAGUCAACGUGUUGGUUUUCUUUGUGCUCGUCUCCAGAAACCCGUAAAAGAUUUUGUAAGACUUGAAAGGAUGAAUCUCGCAUUGAUGUUCACUAAGAUGCCUUAUCUUGUACGGUUAUUUAUUGAUGCUCAUUUUCUUAAGGAUUUUAUUGCAGAAAAGCGCAAGUGGUUUCCGCACACAGUUAAUUUUUUAAAGUGUUUGCGGUUGUAUUCUUUUUCACCCGGUGAUUUGGAUCAUCUCUAUGGUGGUCUUUGUUUGCUUCGAAACUCACCGAAUCUAGAAGAAUUGCAUGUGAUUCAUAUUAAGACGGAGUCUGAAUUGAUGCAUCAUGGUGUGGAAGCAACUUCAAAUCAUUUGGAAUCACCAAACUGCUUGGACCAAACAUUGAAUCGGUUGCGAACUGUUCAAUUAUCGCACCUACAAGGAUCGAAACCAGAAUUGCUUUUUAUAAAGCUUUUACUUGCUCAUUCCCCUUCUCUUGAGAAGUUUACCAUUCAAUCAGAUGGGACUUGGGAUGCUAAUAAAAGGUUUAACAUUACUAAGGAUGUUAUGCGGUUCCCUCGAGCCUCAUCGAAAGCAGAACUGAUCUACUUGGACCCCAAGUCAUGAUGCUUUAAGAAAAAUUGGUUGGAAGAAGUGGAAGGGUUAUAUUUAGGGUAUACUAGUUCUCCUCAAGAAAGUUAAAAGGUAGUUCAUUCCCGUAUCUUUGAUAAAUGUUUGGUAAAUCGGUGACUGGUAUAAUAUAAGAAUUGUGAUGUAUGAAAAAUG
Molecule: messenger RNA, 1614 nt
Organism: Helianthus annuus (common sunflower)
Lineage: Eukaryota; Viridiplantae; Streptophyta; Magnoliopsida; Asterales; Asteraceae
Product: F-box/FBD/LRR-repeat protein At1g13570
Exons: 5
Coding region: 142-1455 (437 amino acids)
Molecular function (GO): protein binding
Source: RefSeq, a predicted model, not a curated record